Molecule: messenger RNA, 2343 nt
Organism: Frankliniella occidentalis (western flower thrips)
Lineage: Eukaryota; Metazoa; Arthropoda; Insecta; Thysanoptera; Thripidae
Exons: 2
Coding region: 1-1761 (586 amino acids)
Biological process (GO): positive regulation of transcription by RNA polymerase II
Cellular component (GO): RNA polymerase II transcription regulator complex
Molecular function (GO): transcription coactivator activity
Source: RefSeq, a predicted model, not a curated record
AUGCCUGCCUUGGGCGGCUUUGGCGGGUCUGGAGGCUACUCGUCCUCCGGGUCCUCCUCCUCGUCGUCGUCCAACAGCUUCGGCGGCAGCAUCGCGUAUAGCACCCAGGACGGAGGCGCCUACGACUACCAGCCACCCCAGCAGCCCCAGCAGCCGCAACAACCGCAGCAGCCGCAGCAGGGCUACGGCGCGCCCGCCCCCGCACCACAGCCCACGUACAAUGCGCCCGCGCCCCAGCCCAGCUACCAGGCCCCGCAGCAGCCGUCCUCCGGCUACGGGGCACCUCAGCCGGCACCGCAGCCUGCUUACAGGCCGCCCGCUCCAGCUCCCCAGCCGAGCUACCAGGCCCCCCAGCAACCUUCCAGCGGCUACGGCGCGCCCUCCAUCACCCCAUCCAUCCCCAUAGCCUCGUUCACCAUUCCGCCCAGCCGACCAUCGCCGCCUGCCACCAGCUACGGCGUGCCUGAGCAGCCCGCCCCCGUGCCUCAGCGCCCCACUACCUCGUACGGAGCUCCUGCGCCACAGUCCAGCUACCAGGCUCCUGCACCUCAACCCAGCUACCAGGCUCCAGCUCCCCAGCCCAGCUACCAAGCACCGGCUCCUCAGCCCAGCUACCAAGCUCCUCAACCUAGCUACCAGGCACCAGCUCCUCAACCCAGCUACCAGGCUCCAGCUCCCCAGCCCAGCUACCAGGCUCCGGCACCUCAGCCCAGCUACCAGGCACCCCAGCAGCCGUCGUCCAACUAUGGCCCCCCAUCCAGGCCGCAGCCCCCCUCAACUAGCUAUGGAACUCCGGUGCAACAGACCUACUCGCCACCACCAAGACCUCAACCGCAGCCCAGACCCCAGCCGCCAUCGACCAGCUACGGCACUCCGGCGCAGAGUUACUCCCCGCCCUCGCAGAGCUACGGCGCCCCAGCCCAGCGUCCAGCACCCCAGCCGAGCUACCAGCCGCCACCCCAACAGCCAUCGUCCGGCUACGGCGCCCCCGCCCCUGCCCCCCAGCCGAAUUACCAACCGCCUCCAAGGCCUUCCUCCAACUAUGGCGCACCAGCUCCUCCUCCUCAACGACCUUCAUCAAACUACGGCGCGCCUGCCCCCCAGCCAAACUACCAGCCGCCACCUCAGAGGCCUUCGUCUAGCUACGGGGCUCCCGCACCUGCACCACAAAGGCCGUCCUCCAACUACGGCGCUCCCGCACCUCCACCUCAAAGACCGUCUUCGAACUACGGCGCCCCGGCCCCCGCCCCCCAGCAGAACUACCAACCGCCCCAAAGGCCAUCCUCUAACUAUGGCGCACCAGCUCCUCCGCAACGACCCUCAUCAAACUACGGAGCACCGGCCCCACAGCCAAGCUACCAGCCGCCACCACAGAGGCCCUCAUCUAGCUACGGUGCUCCUGCACCCCAGCCGAGCUACCAGCCACCUCCUCCCCCUCGCCCUUCGUCCAGCUACGGCGCCCCCGCCCCGCGGCCUCAGCAGCCCUCGUCUAGCUAUGGAGCCCCAGCACCUCAGCCUAGCUACCAGGCGCCAGCCCCACAGCCCAGUUACCAAGCGCCAGCCCCACAGAACAGCUACCAGGCGCCAGCCCCGCAGUCCAGCUACCAGGCGCCGGCCCCGCAGCCCAGCUACCAGGCGCCAGCUCCACAGCCCAGCUACCAGGCACCUGCCCAACAGCCCUCACAGAGCUAUGGCGCGCCUAACAGAGUGCCGGACACUAUUCCUCAAAAGUACGACAGCCAAGGAGGAUAUGUUUUCUAAAUGACCUAAAGGGAGUCCUUACCCACCGUUAAUGUAUUUUUUGUACAUAUGUAAAUGACAAAAAAAUCUCAGUUUUAGUUCACUAUGAUGACCUUUUAAAAAGAAACAAUUUAGAUUUGUAAGGACAAAAUCUAUUUUAGCUCACUGCAACAUUGAAACAAAAAGUUACCAUUUGCUUUAUUUAUUAGCGGGGCCAAUAAUUUAUGAGAGGGAAAGCAUGUGGCCGGCCUAUGUUGUUAAACUGUUAAUUCAAAGCUGACAAUGGCUGUCGCCAUACUUGUCGUUUUUAGUGAUACGCUUAUUUUGUCUUCUAAUACGAAAUGUUUAGGUAUGAGACUGACGUCGUAUUUGAAAUUUGUUGUUACCAUUUCUCAACCAAACCCACUAAGAAGUCGUAUCUGGUCGUUUUAAGUUACCAGUUCUUGGAUUCUUGCCAAUCCUCUAUUUAUGAAAUAAGUGAGAAAGAGAAGAAUGCAUGUCUGAUGAGUGCGUGUUUGUGAAUGUCCGCGGUAUUUGUUCAAGUUACCAUGUUCCCAUUCACAUUUUUGUGCAUUGGAAAGCAAUAAAUAUUUUUGUAACGAA